Penaeus chinensis is the source of this 2808-nucleotide messenger RNA. RefSeq names its product sodium- and chloride-dependent glycine transporter 2-like. Gene Ontology annotation, cellular component: membrane. The record is from RefSeq and is a predicted model, not a curated record. Gene Ontology annotation, biological process: sodium ion transmembrane transport. Lineage: Eukaryota; Metazoa; Arthropoda; Malacostraca; Decapoda; Penaeidae.
GGAGGAUGAUCCCAAGGCUCUGAAGGGGCGAGAAGCGAGGAAGGAAGUGAGAGAGAGCCAGGGACGAGAAUCGGCUUCGGGACCUCGCGGGCGAAGGGUCUCUGCCACUCCGUUUUCUUUGAGGAAGACCAACACAAAAACGAUCAACAAUGGCGGAAGCAGCAGCAAGCGAGGCGCAUUUAGAUGAAUCAACUACUAACCAAAAGGACACCAAGGCCUCCAAAGAAAACGUCCGAGACAGCUGGGAAAACCACUGCGAGUUCAUGCUGUCUGCCAUCGGCUAUGCUGUCGGCCUGGGCAACGUGUGGAGAUUCCCGUACCUCUGCUAUAAGAACGGUGGCGCGGCUUUCCUCAUUCCCUACGUCACCAUGCUGUUCUGCGCCGGCCUUCCCCUGUUCUUCAUGGAGCUCGUCCUCGGCCAGUACGCGAGCCUCGGGCCCGCCAUUCUCUUCCCGAAACUGGCGCCGGUCUUCGUGGGCCUCGGCUGGGGCAUGCUGGUGAUGACGGCCCUCUUCUGCGUCUACUACAACAUCAUCGUGGCGUGGGUCCUCUUCUACAUCUUCGCCUCCUGCACUGGGUCCCUGCCGUGGGCGACCUGCGACGGCGACUUCAACUCUGUGGAGUGCUACAGCCAGGACGCAGCCGCAGCGUGCAGGAAUGAGUCCCUGUUCUUCUACAACAAGACCUGCGUCACCGUCGACGAGUACUGUGGCCUGCGAGGCCUCGGCGCGCACAAUGCAAGCCACUGUUUCGACCCGAGGAACGAAUCCUUUGGUUUUUCUGAAGCUGAAGGAAGUAUCCCGAGGAUCUCGCCAACUGAGGAUUAUUUCAGGAACCGCAUGCUCGGCGUGAAAGGGCGCUCCUGGGAGGACAUGGGCGGCAUUCGCUGGGAGCUCGUAGGAUGCCUGGCCCUCGCCUCCAUGCUGGUGGCUGCCAGUCUCAUUAAGGGCAUCAAGUCCUCGGGAAAAGUGGUGUACGUCACUGCCACCUUCCCUUAUGCGGUGCUGUUGAUUCUUCUUAUCAGAGGGGUCACUCUCGAAGGCGCUUACACGGGCAUCGAGUUCUACUUCCUGAAGCCCGACCUGUCCCGCUUGAAGGAGGUGGAGGUGUGGAGUGAUGCUGCGACCCAGAUCUUCAUCUCGGCCGGAGUGUCGUUCGGGAGCAUCAUGACUCUGUCGUCCUAUAACAAGUUUAGCAACAAUUGCAUGAGAGACGCCAUCGUGAUCACCAUCACCAACUGCUCGACGUCCGUGUUCGCCGGCUUCGUCAUCUUCAGCAUCCUGGGCUUCCUGGCGACGGAGCUCGGCGUGGACAUUAAGGACGUCGUGUCCUCAGGCUCCGGCCUGGCCUUCAUCGUGUACCCGGCCGCUGUGACGCUCAUGCCCGUGUCGCCGCUGUGGGCCAUCCUGUUCUUUGUCAUGCUGUUAUCGCUUGGCUUGGGGACGCAUUUCUCGAUGUUCGAAUCCGUGAUGACGGCUUUGUGCGACAAGUUCGAAUCCCUGCGCUCGAGGAAGCCCCUCCUCGUCGUCGUUUCCUGCGGCGUCAUGUUCCUGCUGGGGACGACUAUGUGCCUCGAGGGCGGCGUCUUCCUGUUCGAGGUGUUCGACUGCUACGCCGCAGGACUCGCGAUCCUUGUCCUGUCCAUCAGCCAGCUGGUAUGCGUCCAGUACGUCUACGGUUUUAGGAAUUUUAUGAAGAUGAUUGAGGAAAUGGGCAUCACCAUUCCGCGUCCUCUGCGCCUCUACUGGUCUGUCACGCUCACGACGGUCACGCCCGUUGUGCUCACGGUCAUCUUCUUCCUCUCCGCCUACGACUUCACUCCCGCCUCCUGGAGCGACUACCUGCUGCCUCCAAGCGCCCAGGUCCUUGGCUGGUUCAUCACCGCUGCUUCUGCCGGCAUUGUCCCAGUAGGCGCCGUCCUCGCCCUCUGGAAGCGCAGGUCCUCCUUCAGGAGCUUGUUUCGCGUCUCUGCUGACUUCUGCCCCGCCCACGAGCGCAAGAGAGUCGCCCAGCAGGUGAAGCAGGAAGCAGGUCCUGAGGCCAAGUAUUCAGGGUCUCAGGUUUACCGCAAUGAGGGUUUCGCGAGCGAGGACGUGUAGGGGCUGGCACUGUAUUCUCAAGCUUAUUAUUUAACUGCGCCUUCCUCUUAUUAUUCAACUUCUUCUUUAGGAUGACGUUUAUUUAUUAGCAUUUCCAAAAUCUUAAGUGCCGGGAUGGCAUGACACCCCUGCCAUGUCCAUUGUGAUUUUAGUUUAUUAUUUGUGUUUACCCAGAGAUUCCUUCACGAGUGCUUCUUUUUGUGUAUAUUAAUAAUAUGGUGAUAAUGACAAUCAAUUAUAUUAAUAACAACAUCAAUAUUGGUGGCAUUAAAAAAAAAAAAAAAAACGCAAAUUCAAGGGAAGAAGGAAUCGGGUGAGGUCACAAGUUCACAAGGGAUUAAACUGGGUUAAAAGUUUGUGAAUUAAAUCCAGUAUCGUUAUUGUUAUGAUCACUGUAUAAUUGCUAUAUAUAUAUAUAUAUAUAUAUAUAUAUAUAUAUAUAUAUAUAUAUACAUAUAUAUAUAUAUAGAGGCCAUGCAAAGACAACGGUCGUGUAAUUUUGUGUUCAGAUUGUUUAUAUUCGUUUCCCUCUUUAUAUCACUACGUUCAUUGUUAUUGUGCUUCUACAAGAUGAUGUCGCUUUGUUUAUGUUGAAAAACAAAUUGAUCUCAGAGAUUUGGUGUAGACAUGAGUGCAUUGAAUAUAAUUACGAUUGUCUUGAAUUAUGUCUAUAUUUUCCUUGAAAAAAUAAUUAACAACUUGUAUGCAA